AAAAUCCAUUCCCGCCCAUCACAGACCCGACCUAGUUCGCGCCGCGGCCUUGAGUCUCUUGCGUGGGUUUUUCACUGGGGGGGUCACUCGUAGGGUGAAUGCAGACUGGCGGCGACCGUGCGCUUGUGUCGCCGACCAUCCACCGGUUUCUGCUUCCGAAAACAGUGAGAAUUAGGUCGAAGCUGCGAUUCCUGCAGGCUGCAGUAACUCGUCCUCUAUAUAAUACCACCUCCAAAAUGUACAGCCGAGACCUCAAUAUCGCCACCUUGGGCGCCAACGAGAUCAUAAUCGCUGCUUCAGAUAUAGACUCAGAGAUGUGCUGCUGGGACCUCUUGUCGGGUGCCGUCCGCUUCCGUCUUCGGCCAUGCGCUUCCUCUCCCCAUGCCAUCGCUUGUGUUGGGGGUUGCUUUUUCGCAGCCUCGCAGGUUCGAAAGGCUGCUAGCAGUUCCGUCUUCUAUUGGCCCUGGAACAAGUCUCAAGCAGAAACUAGGAGCUUUGUCGAACCAAUCAAACCUCUUUCUUCCAAUGAUGAUGGCACGUAUAUAAUUGGUGGAGGGCGUUCUGGAGCCAUUUACCUGUGGGAGGUUGCAACUGGCAGACUUCUUAGAAGGUGGGCAGCUCAUUUUAAAGAAGUUACUUGUUUGAUUUUUUCGGAUGAUGGAUCACUCAUCAUUUCUGGCUCUGAAGAUGGAUCAGUGAAAGUAUGGUCAAUAUUAAGGUUAUUGGAUGAUGGUGGUAACCUGCAACAUGAACACCCAUAUGAGCAUAGGUUUCAUGGACAUACUUUGCCUGUUACUGACGUAGUUUCUGGUUAUGGGGGAUGUAAUGCCAUAAUUAUUUCUUCUUCAGAUGACUGUACUUGCAAGGUCUGGAGCUUAUCACUGGGAGUUCUAUUGAGGACCAUUUCCUUCCCAGAUAAAGUUGCAGCAGUAGCGUUGGAGCCUGGAGAAUAUGCAUUUUAUGCUGCUUGCAAUGAUGCAAACAUCUAUAUUGGUGCACUUAACUGCGGGAAUAGCACUGAUAGCAUUUACGGGAAGGAUAUUAUUGGCAUGUUGUCUGAUCACAGUGAAGCUGUUACAUGCUUGGCAUUGAGCAUAGAUGGAGUUACCUUGGUUUCAGGAUCAAAGGAUAAAACUGUUCGUGUAUGGAACACCAUAACUCGGCAGGUUCUUCGCAUUCUUAAACAUGAUAAAGGCCCAAUUAGCAACAUUCUUGUGAUGAAACAACCAAGCUCAUUGGGCAGUUCUUGGCUUCCAAACAGUCGAUCCUUACCCCCACCACUGCAUAGACACAUAACACCUGAGGUGGGGCACCCUGAUGAUGGCCACGAAACCAACCCUCUUGUUUCACUGCAGCAUCAGUAUGCCAAGUCACUGGAUGGCCAACUUUUCACUAGCUCUCAUUUGAUAAAGAAUCAAGUUAAAGAACUUGAGAAACGGGAUUCGUUGGCCAAAGUUAAAAGUGAAAUGGGGAAGCUCAAGUCAGACCACAGCAGAUCCCUGCAGGCGCUUAAAAGAUGGAAAAAUGUGUACGAAGAUUUGCAUAGUUUUUGCAUAAAUGAGUUAAUCGAUUCCUGCAAAGAAACAAGCAAUGAAGAGAUUACUACUGAAAGGACGGUUUUGGAAGAAAUGAAUAAGUCUUAGCCUCUUAGGUCACAUGAAGGUGUUUGUCGUUCCAAAUUUCGCAGGCAGCACCACACGCACUUCUUUCUAAUCUAUACCAUCAUGCAAAAAGCAAAUUGCAUUGAGCUGUUUUCAAUUUUCAUACUAAGUUUUGUUAUUAUUUUGUUAACUUAUAUAAUUAUUUGAAAAGCCAGUUUCUAUAUUUGAUCAUGUUGUUCCA
This is a messenger RNA of Nymphaea colorata (pocket water lily), 1842 nucleotides long. RefSeq names its product protein ROOT INITIATION DEFECTIVE 3. Gene Ontology annotation, molecular function: protein binding. Gene Ontology annotation, biological process: rRNA processing; DNA-templated DNA replication. Lineage: Eukaryota; Viridiplantae; Streptophyta; Magnoliopsida; Nymphaeales; Nymphaeaceae. Gene Ontology annotation, cellular component: nuclear pre-replicative complex. The transcript has 10 exons. The record is from RefSeq and is a predicted model, not a curated record. Bases 99 to 1643 code for a protein of 514 amino acids.